GAGAGAGAAGGGGGAGGGCAGAUACUAAAUGACAAUUACGAUUUAUUAGAAAUAAUGCAUCGCAGUUGCCCGGAGGCCAUUAAGCUUGCAAAAGAAACAAAUAUUUACUUGUGCUUUUAACCUCCAUGAUCUAAGGUUUAACCUCUAAGGCAAUUUUUUUAAUGAUCAUGCCACUUUAUCAAACAUUGCUGAUAGGUGGUACCCAUCAAUGAUUGUGAAUUUGAUGACGGAAUCGACCAGCCUUCUACAUCUUACCCAAGAGACAACACAGUCAACGCACAAGAAUUCCUGGCUUAUGAACGUUUCCUGGCCGGCACUGUACUUUAUUCUGAUGGCAGCGAGUCCGAUUCCGACGAUGAUGACGUCAGGCAAAAAGAACCAUCGAUGUCCUACCCAGCUGGCAAAGUCAAGAAGAGUCACGACUUCAUCGUCAUGGACGAGGAUACGUCGGCAAAAUCUCUUAUCACCCAGAUUAAGACACGCCCCGGGGGUGUGGCUUUUGAGGUUUCAAAUAACUUUUACCCAGUCACCGACGUGGCAGAAAUCAAGGUCAGCCGAGGGGGCGUGGCUUUCGAGAUUUCAACCGACCACUCUCCAGCUGCCCCUGCAGAGAGUAACGUACCACCAAAGAUCUCUCUACCGAGUCCACCAAUCACAAGCAUGAGUUGCACCCGUCACACCAAGGAAGGCGUGGCUUUUGAGAUCGACUUCAGUGAUAACGAGGAAGAGAAGCGACAACUCAAGACCCUGAGCAAAAUGACGUCACUCAUGGCUACAGAUGGGUGGAGCGAACGUGACGUCAUCAAAGAAGCUGAUGACGUUUGGGUGGCCAACAAAGUUCUUGCGAUGAAAGACAAUGCAAAGCAGAACGAGGAACGCCUGGCUUCUCUGAGGAAGGCUGAUCUAGAGUUUGACCUAAUGACAGCCACCAUGACAGAGUGGAACCUACAAGGUUUCCAUUACAUCCUGGUGAAGGAGUCUAGCGCUGAACAUAGUCUCGUUAGACAGGCGCAAUUCCAGGCCUGGAAGAAGAACCUAAGGGAGGGCUUCGGCUGAGCAAGGCGUUCCUUAUAAAGUAGUAGGACGGAGGAACACUUCAAGCUAGAGGUGGGCCUGAUGACAGCCAGUUAGCCACCAAACCAGAUGAGAAACUUCAAGGUUUUCAUUACCACCUGGUGAUAAAGACUAGACCAGAACAUAGUCUCCUUGUAUACAGGCGGAAACCUGGAAGCAGAAGUUGCGGGACCACAAGCAUUCAAACGAGCAUCACUGAACAGGCAGAGCUAGAUAUCGACAUCAUGGCAGCAAUUCUUGUGAGGAUUAAAGAAUCUAGUCCUGCUCAAAGAGUGCCAAUUAGUAGUCCAACGCCUAGGAAAAGAUCCCGGAAAGUAUAGUGCAUGCCUUCAAAACAACUGCUAAAGGCUUACAGGAGUCUUAUAAGUGAUAAU
Messenger RNA from Strongylocentrotus purpuratus (purple sea urchin), 1448 nucleotides. RefSeq lists its product as uncharacterized. The record is from RefSeq and is a predicted model, not a curated record. NCBI's taxonomy places the organism in Eukaryota, Metazoa, Echinodermata, Echinoidea, Camarodonta, Strongylocentrotidae. The transcript is spliced from 4 exons. Bases 385 to 1056 code for a protein of 223 amino acids.